ACUUUUAGUGCAGGUAUUUCGUACUCUCUCUCAAAUAAUUUUUUUUUAUUUCGAUAUCUUCCACUGCGAUCUUCUUGCUAUUUACCAACCCACCACUCUGCACGUUUCUUUACAGGGCGAGCCAACGCAAGGAACCCUGCAUAAGUCGCAAUGUCUGCCAAUCAGGACCAGGGUGCAGCUUGGCCCGUAGCCGAUUCGGCUCUCACGCAAGAAAUCCUCGACCUCGUUCAACAAGCUGGUCAUGCUCGCCAGCUUAAGAAGGGAGCCAACGAGGUAACCAAGACUCUAAACAGAGGUGUCGCCGAGAUCGUCGUACUCGCUGCUGAUACUGUCCCCCUCGCGGUGGUCUUGCACCUACCGCUACUUUGCGAAGACAAGAAUGUGAUUUACUGCUACGUCCCUAGCAAGAUCGCACUCGGCAGAGCCUGCGGUGUCUCCCGCGCUGUCAUCGCCGCAUCGAUCACGACGAACGAGGCCAGCGAUCUUUCGGGCCAAAUCCGCAGCCUUAAGGAUAAGAUUGAACGCCUCAUGAUUUAAGAUACCCCAGAGUUAGGAAAACAGGAAUUCAGGGCGUUGUAUAGGAAGACGUACCAGAUGGGCUGAAUUAUAUUGGCAGGUGGCCCA
This is a messenger RNA of Hypoxylon trugodes, 624 nucleotides long. RefSeq names its product L30e-like protein. The transcript has 4 exons. Gene Ontology annotation, cellular component: nucleolus; box C/D methylation guide snoRNP complex; precatalytic spliceosome. NCBI's taxonomy places the organism in Eukaryota, Fungi, Ascomycota, Sordariomycetes, Xylariales, Hypoxylaceae. Gene Ontology annotation, biological process: maturation of SSU-rRNA; mRNA splicing, via spliceosome. The record is from RefSeq and is a predicted model, not a curated record. Gene Ontology annotation, molecular function: RNA binding. Bases 151 to 537 code for a protein of 128 amino acids.